This is a messenger RNA of Heteronotia binoei (common prickly gecko), 2222 nucleotides long. RefSeq names its product cerebellin 2 precursor (gene CBLN2). The transcript is spliced from 3 exons. Lineage: Eukaryota; Metazoa; Chordata; Lepidosauria; Squamata; Gekkonidae. Gene Ontology annotation, molecular function: protein binding. The coding region runs from base 142 to 768 and encodes 208 amino acids. The record is from RefSeq and is a predicted model, not a curated record.
CGACGCCCGCCUGCCCGUCGCCGGCAGCUGCAGCCCAGUCGCCGCCUGAGCGCCAGCCCGAGAGCCGAGGCAGCCGCCGGGACCGUCGCCCUCCAGCCGCCCCUGCGGGACUCCGCGGCUGGUGGCGGGCGCUGCGGCGAGAUGCCCGGGCGGCUGCGGCCGGGAGGGCGCUGGGGGGCGCUGGCGGGGGCGCUGGCCCUGCUGCUCUUGCUGCUGCUGCCGGCCGCCUGCCCGGUGGUGGGCGCCCUCAACGACACCGAGCCCAUCGUGCUGGAGGGCAAGUGCCUGGUGGUGUGCGACUCCAGCCCGUCCGCCGACGGCGCCAUCACCUCCUCCCUCGGCAUCUCCGUCCGCUCCGGCAGCGCCAAGGUGGCCUUCUCGGCCACGCGCAGCACCAACCACGAGCCCUCCGAGAUGAGCAACCGCACCAUGACCAUCUACUUCGACCAGGUAUUAGUUAAUAUUGGCAACCAUUUUGACCUGGCUUCCAGUAUAUUUGUAGCACCGAGAAAAGGGAUUUAUAGUUUCAGCUUCCAUGUUGUGAAAGUAUAUAACAGACAAACUAUCCAGGUAAGUUUAAUGCAAAAUGGCUAUCCAGUGAUUUCAGCAUUUGCUGGGGAUCAAGAUGUCACCAGAGAAGCAGCCAGCAAUGGGGUCUUGCUUCUUAUGGAAAGGGAAGACAAAGUGCAUCUCAAACUGGAGCGGGGAAACCUUAUGGGAGGGUGGAAAUAUUCAACCUUUUCUGGCUUCUUAGUCUUUCCACUAUAAAAGGAGGGCAUAGAGAAACCUGAUCUGCAAGCUGGAACAAGGAUCCAACCAUUAAACAAACAAACACACAAACAAACAUUCCCUCCCCUCCCAGAACUUGGCCAGACCUGCCAAUAAUUCCAGCCACCCAGUCAGACUGCCAUAAUAGAAGAACGAGAACCCUUCUCAGUGCCACUCUUUGCUUUGACUCUUGACAGAUCCUUGGCAAACUUGCGGCUCUAAUUAGUUUUAGAUGACAGUGAUCUUUAAGAGAAAUGAAAUUAUCAACCUGAGCAAUUUGUACCUGUGAUUGUAAAGUCAAUUUUGGAUUUUAUUGUUGGGAUCAUUGACUUUCCUCCCUCAUUCUUUUUUUGUUGUCCUAAAAGGGACAAAUGAACUGGGACCACAUGACUGCUUCUCCAGGGCUUAACCUCCAAAGCCAAGAAGAAUCUAACAUCUGACAAAGUGUUCUUGCAAAGCUUUUUUCUUUUUGUGUUUGUAUAGCCUUAACAAAAAAAGACAAAAAUAAGAAUGGCUUCAACUUCAGUCCUGUAUCUUUUGGGGGAGGGAAAUUUUUGGGACAUUAACUGUGUGAAGAAGUGCUUUAUCCAGUGAAGCAAAUUUUGCACGAUUGGAAACUAUUUUGUUCUGUGUUACUUGUGUUUUUCAUCAUUUUUUCGUUUUUUUAAUUUUUCUGACUCUCUUUGUGUUAAAGAAGCAAGCUAGAGCAAUCGAUAAAACAAGCACAUAUGUACCGCAUAGCUCGCAGUGAAACUAACCAAUAAAACAGUUCUGCCUCCGCUAUCUAGCUGAUCUAAUGGAAGAAUUUGUCAUGAUGUGAGGAAGAGAGUGCACAACCUGAUCCUCCAGUCACAAUUUGGAACCUUCAAAGGGACUGACAUUUCUGAAUUGGCCUGACAUUUCCAGAAGCUGUUUCAGAAGGCUAUGAAUCUCUUAUUUGAACAUAUCUUAAAAACAACAGCAUUUCUUUGCAUUUUGGGAAGUCCUUUGGUGCUUUAUUUGAUGGAUUUUAUUACUAAUGCCUUGAAUAUUUCGUCUCUUUGAGUGCUCUGAUGAGUUGUCUCCUCUCUGGUUUAUAUUAACAACAACAACAGUUUGACAUCGUAACUGCCAAGAUCAGAUGUGUAUCAGCAGCUGCUGUCAGUAUGUGUACAAGAACCAGGGACAUUGAAACCCCAAGGUUGCAAAAGCUUAGUCAGGUUUAUGUGGUAGCUAUGAGUACACCAGAAAUUGUAUUUAAUUUUUAAAAAAUUAUUUUUCUGUUGCUUCUUUUCCAGUUAGCAUCCAAAGACUUUCAAGUACAGUCUUUAUCUAAAACUGUAUACCAGAAAGGUCACUGAUUCCAAAUGAUAAAAGAAGAAACCUCAGGUUGAAUUCAAAUUCACCUUCUAUGUGUCAAUGUAACCAAAAUGCUAAUGGACUUUAGAUUCAGAAUAAAUGGGUUUCAUGUCCAA